Lethenteron reissneri (Far Eastern brook lamprey) is the source of this 2143-nucleotide messenger RNA. Its product is annotated as casein kinase II subunit alpha-like. Gene Ontology annotation, cellular component: protein kinase CK2 complex; nucleus; cytosol. Lineage: Eukaryota; Metazoa; Chordata; Hyperoartia; Petromyzontiformes; Petromyzontidae. Gene Ontology annotation, molecular function: protein serine/threonine kinase activity; ATP binding. The record is from RefSeq and is a predicted model, not a curated record. Gene Ontology annotation, biological process: peptidyl-serine phosphorylation; regulation of cell cycle; peptidyl-threonine phosphorylation.
CCCAUUCGGCGUCGUUGGUGACCCCCAGCCCCCGUCGAUUCAUUCAUUCAUUCGUCGGCCGAGGCCGAGAGAGGGGGCCUUGCUGGGGGCUCUGUCGGCCACCCCGCCUGGCCACGCGUCGGCCCGCCACGGGGUCGCCCGUCUCGUCGCUCGGCCACUUGGCGAGGCACCAAGGCCACCACCGGUCGUGUCAGCGGCUGGGACACAUUCCCCGCCUGCCGGGGAAGUCCUCGGGUGACCCGUCGACCCGCUCGCGGCCUCGUCUCUCGGGGGCCCUCCCGGGCCACCGGUCGCAUCGCCUGUUCGGUCAUUCGCGGGCCCCCCUGUUGGGGUACCAGCUGCGUGCCGGUCUCGAGUGCCGGUCGCGUCUGGCCAUGUCUGGCGGGGUGGUGGCCGUGGCUGGCGGUGGUGGCGGUGGUGGUGGCGGUGGUGGCGGCGUGGUGACCGCGGGCCCCACGGCCGUGGCCUCGAGCCGGGCCCGUCUGUACGCGGACGCCAACACGCACCGUGCCCGCGACUACUGGGACUACGAGGCCCACGUGGUGGACUGGGGGAACCAGGACGACUUCCAGCUGGUGCGGAAGCUGGGACGGGGGAAAUACAGCGAGGUGUUUGAGGCCAUCAACAUUACGAGCAACGAGAAGGUGGUCGUGAAGAUCCUCAAGCCGGUUAAAAAGAAGAAGAUCAAGCGGGAAAUCAAGAUCCUGGAGAACCUGAGGGGAGGUCCCAACAUCAUCUCCCUCGUCGACAUCGUCAAGGACCCCGUGUCCCGCACGCCGGCCCUCGUGUUCGAGUUCAUCAACAACACAGACUACAAGCAACUCUACCAGACCCUGUCGGACUUCGACAUCCGCUUCUACAUGUACGAGAUCCUCAAGGCUCUGGAUUUCUGCCACAGCAUGGGCAUCAUGCACAGGGACGUGAAGCCUCACAACGUGAUGAUCGACCACGAGAGCAGGAAGCUGCGUCUCAUUGACUGGGGACUCGCCGAGUUUUACCACCCGGGCCAGGAGUACAACGUGCGCGUCGCCUCGCGCUACUUCAAGGGCCCGGAGCUGCUGGUGGACUACCAGAUGUACGACUACAGCCUGGACAUGUGGAGUCUGGGCUGCAUGCUCGCCUCCAUGAUCUUCCGCAAGGAGCCCUUCUUCCACGGACACGACAACUACGACCAGCUGGUGCGCAUAGCGCGGGUUCUGGGAACAGAAGACCUCUUCAACUACAUUGACAAAUACAACAUCGACCUGGACCCGCGAUUCAACGACAUCCUGGGCAGGCACUCGCGCAAGCGCUGGGAGCGGUUCGUGCACAGCGAGAACCAGCACCUCGUGAGCCCGGAGGCGCUCGACUUCCUGGACAACCUCCUGCGCUACGACCACCAGGCGCGGCUCACGGCGCGCGAGGGCAUGGAGCACCCCUACUUCUACCCCGUGGUGAAGGAGCAUGGCCGCAAGGGAUCGUCUGCCGGCCUCUUCAGUAGCAGCAGCGGCGGCGGCAGCAACGUGGCCAGCAACGUGGCGGCCAUCAACUCUCCCCGCGGGAGCCUGACGGCCGUGGGCUCGAUGCUGUCCCCUGCGAACGCCGCGGGGGGGGUCCCCGUGACCCCCGCCACCGCCAUCGCCGGGGCCCCCCAGUGACCGAUCCCCGGGGGACCCCCAUCCCCCCACCCCCCCGCCACUCCCCCCCACCGACAAGAUGACACGGACACACGCACACACACAGAGGACGAUCGCACGCCCCCCGCGCUGUCGACCGGGAAACAAAACAACGCAGAGACUCACUCGGCGGUGGGGAGGAGGAUGGAGAGGAGGUGGACUGAGGGCAGAGGAGGUGGAUGGAGAGGAGAGGUGGACGAAGAGGAACGGGGCCUCUCUGUGCCCGAGGGCGCGUGGAGCACGAAGCCACCACCACCACGCUCCGAGACAGCACGCGGAACUGCUCUCGAAUUUUAUCCGCGGCGUAGAUUCGGCGCGAAGCCGCCCGCGGUGGGGUGGUGGAGGGGGGAGGGGGGCGGGGGGGAGGGGGGAGGGGGGCGUAGAGGAGUCACCGACCUCGUCAGUGACUCCUCUACGCAGUCAAGUCUGGCAGAGAGCAUCGGAGAGUUUGAGAGAGUUUGAGAGUUUGGGGGUAUCUGGGAGAGUUU